AUGUCUGAUCACAGGUGGCCCAAAGAAUCCUUCGACGAAAAUGGCAAGAGGUAUAUGAAAUUUUGGGCUGAUGGAGCAUGGCAUGACAGUCGUAAUGUCCUUCAAGACUCAUCCUCUACUUCUCAAUCACCACAAUACACUCGGCCCAUACCUAACCCAGGCCAACCUACCGACUCAUCGCCUUCUUAUAAUCAGGGAUACUCAACUUCUCAGUCCUAUUCCACAGGACAGAACCAGCCUACCCAUUUUCCUGCCUCUACUCAAGGCUACUAUGACACUAAUCAGGGCUACUCUGGCGCAAGCCAAGACUAUCAUACCCAGCCCGCCCCUGAGGGUUGGAUGUCUAGUAUGAAUGUCGACACAUCAUACACGCAAGGCCGCGCUUCAAUCCCAUCAGACAGCGAUAGAAGAGAUACAAGCUAUGCUUCAGGCUCGGCUCCAAUACAACACCAAGCCGGUUACACUUCCUCGCUUACGGGCAGUACCCAGAUGUUUGAAGAGCCCGAAGAAAUGGAUUGGAGCACAAGCGCAGUUCGCUCGGAAGCAAUCUUCGCAAGUAGGCGAUCAGGCUCUGGUUCCGGUUCGGUCAGCUCACCGAGGCGCUUUAACUUUGAUUAUCAGAGUUCCAUGGACAGUAACAUACUUCGCUGUCCCUAUAAAUUACCGGUUGUUGAUCCUAUAACCCAUGUAUCUGACGGCAGUGGAGCAGAACGAACAUGCAAUGCAGUAGCGGAAAAAGGUAUAAGAUACUGCACAACGCAUAGGGACGGUAUGUCACUUCCGAUGUAUUGCCAGUCACUUUUAAGAGAGGAACAGGAGUAUACUGAAGACUCUGCUGGAAAUUUUAUAGGCUUGGAACCAAGGCUCAAGACAAUGGUAAGGCUACCAUCGGGUGCUUUUGAUAACCCACGAUGCGGUAACCCAAUGAUCACCGAGCAGUUCUACUGUCUAAGCUGUCGGCCUCGUUUACUAAACUGUUCUUUUCAAGUUGCAAAUCCAACUGUACCUCUAUGCGACAGAGUAGGUCAACCAGAACAUGAUCCAGUUCACACGUCGGUGUGGCCUCGCGUUUACCAGAAUUUUUGGAACUGUCCAGAUCACAAAACGCGUCUUAAUCAGGGGCCAUACCCUUCUGCUCUUGCUCGAAGACCCUCAUCUACUUCAUUCGGAGAUCCAGAGCCGAGUUUAUAUAUGGAGGGAGUUGCGCCACUUCAACCACCCCCAAGCUCACGAAGGUCUGGAGCCGCUCGGGCAGAGUACUCUGGAGGAAAGUUUAUGCACAAGAGUAGAAAAAGCGAUUCAACAGAAUAUACCAAAGAGCAAUGGAAGGAAGAACGAGACAAUGAGAAAGCGGAAAAUGCGAGGUUAGGAAGGGAGCGCGAGCACGGAAAACGAGAAUCGGGACAACAUAGGCAACCAAGUAGAGGGCAGGGUGGAGAGGCAAGUACGAGGAAGCAUCGUCAUCGACCUUCGAAAUAA
This is a messenger RNA of Botrytis byssoidea, 1479 nucleotides long. RefSeq lists its product as uncharacterized. The record is from RefSeq and is a predicted model, not a curated record. The coding region runs from base 1 to 1479 and encodes 492 amino acids. NCBI's taxonomy places the organism in Eukaryota, Fungi, Ascomycota, Leotiomycetes, Helotiales, Sclerotiniaceae. The transcript has a single exon.